AUGUCUAACCCAGAGAAACCCCCUCUCCCAGACACAGACGAAAAGCCUGAAGCCCUCCACCGGGAGUACACACUGGGUCAGGAUGGCGUCAAGUCACCACAUCACCAGGGCGACUACUCCGGUGCGCGGAAGAAGACAGACCCUGUAGAGAUUCGUCUGGUCCGCAAACUAGAUACAUGGAUCAUGCCCACGUUAUGGCUGAUGUACUGGCUCAACUACCUCGACCGCAAUGCGAUCGCCUUGGCGCGGUUGAAUGACCUCGAGGAGGAUUUGAACUUGUCGUCGUCCGAGUAUCAGACUUGUGUUUCUAUCUUGUUCGUGGGAUACCUUCUGGGACAGGUUCCGAGCAAUAUGUUGAUUACUAGGGUGAGACCAUCGUGGUAUAUGGCUGGAUGUAUGGCUCUGUGGGCUGUUGUUAGCGCUAUUACAGCUUUGGCAAAGGACUUCAAGGGACUGCUGCUCGUCAGGUUCUUUCUUGGUGUUACUGGAGCUCUUUACAUGUUAUCGAUCUUCUACACACGGAAAGAAAUCGCAACUCGCAUCUCGAUCCUGUAUGCCGGCAACAUCCUCGCAACCGCCUUUGCCGGCCUCAUCGCAGCAGGCAUCUUCCAUGGCAUGGAUAACCUCGGCGGUAUCUCUGGCUGGCAAUGGCUCUUCAUCCUCCAGGGCGCAGUCACCUUCCUCAUUGCCGUCUUAUCAAUCUUCACACUCCCCGACGAUCCCCUGGUCACCCGCUGGCUCACCGAAGAAGAACGAACCCUAGCCCACGAACGCAUCGUAGCAGAUACCGUCGGCGCCCGCCACCAAACCAGCACCUUCAGCGGCCUCAAAGAAGCAGCCCGGGACCCGAAACUAUGGCUCUUCGCCUUCAUGCAACACAUGCACCUCGCCGCAAAUGGCUUCAAGAAUUUCUUCCCCACAGCCGUCGAGACAUUAGGCUUCUCGACAACCAUUACUCUUGUGCUGACCUGCCCGCCGUACUUAAUCGCCGGAAUAAUCUCCGUGUUUUGGUCCUGGAGCUCCGGCAGGCUUAAUGAGAGGACUUGGCAUAUUACUGUUGCCAAGGCGAUUGCUAUCUUUGGGUUUAUCCUGGGUUGUGCGACGUUGAAUACCGGGGCGAGAUAUUUCGCCAUGGUGGUUUUUGCUAUUGGUACUUAUGCGGUUAAUAGUAUCGUGUUGGGCUGGGUGAGUAGUACGUGUGGCCAGACUAAGGAGAAGAAGGCUUCGUCUUUGGCCAUUGUUAAUACAAUUGCUAAUGCUUCGUUUGUUUGGACUCCGGUAUACGAUGGCGAUGUCCUCCAGUGCGGCAUUCUCGCUUGCCUGUGCGGCCAGUGCGUGGGCAAUGAAGAUAUGGCUUAUUCGGGCGAAUAG
Molecule: messenger RNA, 1371 nt
Organism: Aspergillus pseudotamarii
Lineage: Eukaryota; Fungi; Ascomycota; Eurotiomycetes; Eurotiales; Aspergillaceae
Product: major facilitator superfamily domain-containing protein
Exons: 4
Coding region: 1-1371 (456 amino acids)
Biological process (GO): transmembrane transport
Cellular component (GO): membrane
Molecular function (GO): transmembrane transporter activity
Source: RefSeq, a predicted model, not a curated record